Siniperca chuatsi (mandarin fish) is the source of this 4009-nucleotide messenger RNA. RefSeq names its product TNFAIP3 interacting protein 1 (gene tnip1). The record is from RefSeq and is a predicted model, not a curated record. The coding region runs from base 255 to 2429 and encodes 724 amino acids. Gene Ontology annotation, biological process: regulation of transcription by RNA polymerase II; cellular response to lipopolysaccharide; negative regulation of canonical NF-kappaB signal transduction. NCBI's taxonomy places the organism in Eukaryota, Metazoa, Chordata, Actinopteri, Centrarchiformes, Sinipercidae. The transcript is spliced from 17 exons.
AAAGACACCUCUUUGUUCUUUGGUUUGUCGUUUAACUCCGCUUUCCGACUGACUUACUGCAUCGAUAAAAGUAUCUGUAGUGGGUAAAAAAAGAGGAGUUAGCGGCUUCCUGUCCCGCACUGUCAUCUAGUGUUAGCUAGCAGACAGCUAACGAGGAUGUUGCUAGCAAUUUGCAUGACAACAGCGAAAACUAAUAUUAGCCUUCUUCAGCCAAUCAAGUUCAGAGGACCAUGUCUAGGAAGUGAGCAACGGCGAUGGAAGGGAAAGGCCCGUACCGCAUCUAUGAUCCAGGUGGGAGUGAGGUCAAGGCCAGGGAGGAUGCCGGAGGGAGAAGCAGCUAUCGACAGCUACUGGAGGAGAACAGCAUACUGAGGGAGCGGAUGAUGGGACUUAAGAGCUUAGGUGAUUUGCUGGAAGAGUCUCAGUCAGAGGCAUCGAGGCUUCGGCAGCGAGUGGAGGAACUUGUGAGAGACAACGAGGCCCUCAAGUCCUCCAGCUUUGCCGCCAGUCUGUGUAUGGGAGGGCCCAUUCAGACUGAGACACAAAGUAAACCCUGUUUACAACCCACUGCAGAGCAGAAGGAGGAGCAAACAAGCUGUUUAGGGAAGACCCUUCAGCCUGAGAAGCCCAAUGAGGCCUCAUCUGAGUUUGAGGUUGUGACUUCAGAUGCCUUGACUGCCGGGUCAGUGGCAGGAGUAAUCCCCGUCCUGCCUCAGGAGAACAUCGAACUAGCGAGCCAGUUGAAGAGACUAGAGAGCUCCUUCAGCAUAUUCGCAGAGGAGUCCAACCCGAACCAGCUGUUAGCUCACCUCGGUCGCAUGGCUGUGGAGUUUCACCAUCUUUCCUCUAAGGUCCAAAAGAAUGAACAGAGGACCUCCCUCCUACAGACUCUCUGUGAGCAGCUCAGACAGGAGAACAAUGAGCUUCGAAAGAAAAUGGAAGAGGAUCAUCAUAUCAGGAAUCGAGACUUGGAACAGCUGAGACAGGAGAAUCAGAAGCUUAAGGAGUUGGUCACUGGAGGAGCAGCGGCGGUAGCAUCAUCUGCAGCGCCAUCUGACACCGAAGCCCCAGAGGCCAAAGAGGAGCUUGUGAAGGAGGAAUCAGCCACUAUAAGACCUAAGAUGGAGGCCACCACACCGCAGAAGAGUGGAAAAGCUGCAGAGAAAAACCCAACUAAACCCUGUGAUGUAGAGGUGUAUGAAAAGAAGAUCAAGCUUUUGGAGAAGCAGAGAAAGGAUGUGUCUUUUUUUUUUUUUUUUUUUUUUGCUCUUACUGCUCAUCCUCUUUUGCCAUUGGGGAAAGUCUCUGUAUAUUUUGUUUCCUAUAUGUUCAGUGUCAUUUGUUUCACUUUCUGGCACUGCUUACAGGUACUGGAGGUGAACAAGCAGUGGGACAUUCAGUGGAACUCCAUGAAGUCACAGUUUGAACAGAAGAUCACAGACCUCAGACAACGGCUGGCUGAGUCCCAGAAAACUGUGCUUGAGCUGGAGGCAGAGCGAGAGCAGAGGCAGCGCGACUACGACAAGAAGCUGCUGCUAGCCAAGUCCAAGAUUGAAAAUGUACAGGGCGAGAAGGAGUGCCUCAACUCCGAGACCACUGAGCUGAAGCAGAAGAUUCGCUACCUGCAGGAUCAGCUGCUGCCCCUCAGUAAACAGAGGGAGUACCAGGAGAAGGAGAUCCAACGCCUCAACAGGGCUUUAGAGGAAGCCUUAAACCUGCACUCCCCUUCAUCCUCCCAACAACCACCUGGCCAGGGUAACUUUGCCGAUGCAGCCAAUAACCUGAAGAAACAGGAACUGCUCACUCAAAUUGCUGUACUAAAGGAACAGGUGAAGAUCUUUGAAGAAGACUUCAGAAAAGAGAGGAGUGACAGGGAGCGAAUGAAUGAGGAAAAAGAAGACUUGAGGCGGCAAGUUGAGAGGCUUCAGGGUCAAAUUACUAAUUUGACCAAUCAGCUUCAUCAGGCGCAGAACGAGUGUCAGAGAGAACGUACAGAGAGAUGUAAGCUGGAGAGACUGCAGAUGCAGCAUCACAAACAGGGGCAGCAGCAGGAAAGACGUACCUCAGACCCCACGUCAGGCUCAGUGAACGGCCCGCUGAGCCCUCCCUACUGUGGUCCCUUUGUGCAGGUGGGACCGCAGGGCCUUGAGGGCUGGCCCAUACACUUCCCUCCCCGGAUGCCCAAUGCAGCAGGCGCCACAGCCACAGCCGCCGCAGCACCGCCCCCUGUACGAGACUUCCAGCCUGUUAACCCGGGUUUUCCUUGGCAGUCGUCAUUCCCGCAGCCCAGAGGGGCCAGAGCAGUAGGAGAGAGUUCAAGACCACCACCAGAGAAUGCAGAUCAGUCCGCAGCAGCCGCUGCAGCAGCUGGAGCAGGAGCAGGAUUUGGAAAAAGGGAGCGACAGAACAUUGACCCUGGAAAGCACUAAAGCAUCACCAUACCCACCUAAAGGAGUCUGGGUAGUAGCAUGAAAUCAGUUUGUUUUUGAGUUGAAAAGGUGUGAUUUGAUCUAUAAUUUUCCUACUGAACUGUAGAUAUCCUAUUGUAAUGUUGUUUAUACUUGCGUUUUAUAAGGCUAUUUGUGAAACACUUCGCUAUUCUGAAUAUAUAUAUACAUGAAAUAUUAUUUAGAUUUUUUUUUUUUAUCAGGAACUUAAGUCAUUUGUUAAAUAGGUUGGAAUAAUUAACUUUUUUUUCCAGAAAAAUAUACCUAUGUGAUUGUCUCUCUGCAAAUAUGUAACAACUUGACACUUAGUUUGUUACUUAUAGGGUUACAGGAAGCCAUUCCCCAAUAUGACUAAGACUACAUAUACUCAUUCCAACAAUGAAUGAUUAUAUAGGUACAUUGAAUCAUACAAUUUACAAUGUGAAUGUUAAUUGAUUUAUGAAGAUUUCUUCAUUACCAUCGAUGUUACAGAACUGUCCCAUAUGUGUAACUGUUCAAAAGUGGUUGUUCAAAUACAAAAUUUUCGGGAAAUGAAUUUUGAUGGUCUCAUACCAAAAACAUGAUUGUGAUUAUUGAUAAUUUAUUUAUAACCUGCUGUUUUGAUAGUUGCAUUGACUAAGUGUAAAUCAUUGUCUUUAGUAAUGCUGUUCUUUCUAUGUUGUUAGUGUAAUCCCAAUAUAUUGUAGCUAUUGACAUUGUAUGUUUGUAUCAGACACAGUACACAAUGCACAGAACAUACACAGCCUUUUUUUCCCCAUGAUGAUGGACCUAAUCUCAUUAAACACAACACUUCACUUGACCACAAUUGAAGUAAUCACUCAUCCCGAUUUUCAUUUAUUUUACUGCAUCCUGUACGAUUGCUCACAGUUCAGCCCCAAAACCUUUAGGCAGCAGCGAUGACAGUCUUCCUCUUCAUCUUGUUAUUUAAUGUUAACUUAAAGUUAACUAAGUUGUAAUCAGUGCAGCUAUUACACCUAGUACUGAAACAUUAAAAUUCUGCUCAACAGAAACAGAAGAUUGUCAUCAGUAUUUGGAGGCCCUAGAUCCACUGUUACAGCCGCUCCUCAGAGGAAAACCUCUGCCAGGAUGUCUGGCUUUGCGCUCCUCCCAUUUCAACAACCUGUAAUCCGUUCCGUGCUGACUGAUCUGUGAACUGCUGUAACAAAGUCAAGAGCCCUGAUAACAGACACAGGAUCCACACCUCAAGACAAUGUGUGUUACCAUUGUAAAAGGCAGAGCCAAUCUCAAAUUAAGCCACUGUUUUAACUGAAUACCAAUUAAAAUGUCCUUAGUAUAGUGUAUAUCAGGUAGUCAGAUGAAGGGCUUUAAAAAGUGUGCUGAUGAAUUUGAAAAAAAGGCUCCAUUUUAUCAAGUUACUGGGAACAAAAUCCUGAGGGGUGAGCGCUGAAAUGAGAAAUUAGCGGAAUUGCACUUUGAAAGGUAUGCUGUAAUUACUGGCAGUUGUAUUUUCUUGGUUUGUAGCCCUUUCUUUUUUGCGGUAGGCAAAAGCACAUGUGAGACUUUUUGUAAUUGACUGGCUUAAUAAAUCUAUUCUAAAUGUC